CUUUUCCCCACGCAGUACAACAUCCUCGGCCACUCGGGAGACGGAUUCAACAUCGCCCUGGUUCCCAACGACAACGUGCCAAAGGACAAUAAGCAAAGACUAGAGAUUCUAAAGGUCAUGCACGCCCACUCUCAGUUCUGCAUGAGCGGAGAUCACACCCUGGAAGGAACCGAGCACGCCAUUCGGGAGAUCGGCAAAGACGACGCCGACGAAUAUUUCGUCAUCGUCUUAAGCGACGCCAACCUGGAGCGGUACGGCAUUCCGCCCGCAAGGUUCGCGCAGGCCUUGACGAUCGACCCCAAAGUCAACGCUUUCGCCAUAUUCAUUGGCUCCUUGGGGGAUCAAGCCGACAGGUGUACAGGUGUUAAAUGUGGAACUAGGAACUAG
This is a messenger RNA of Notechis scutatus (mainland tiger snake), 387 nucleotides long. The record is from RefSeq and is a predicted model, not a curated record. Lineage: Eukaryota; Metazoa; Chordata; Lepidosauria; Squamata; Elapidae.